CUGUCUCCUUUAUUUCUUAGCCUAAAGGAACGCGUAGUGUUGCUCGCUGAAAUCUUCCGGCUGGCCCGGCAAGUGGCGCCCAACAGCGUGGAGCUCAACGAAAGUUCCUUGCGGCCGCUGCCCGUUGAAACUAUUAAGAUGCAGAAUACUUUGGUUAUGAUUAUGACCAUGACCACCGUAAUUGGAUAGUGGAUAUUCCUAGCAUUACGAAAUCUACAGGAUAUGCACGACGAGUCAAUGGAACCGGACCUAAAGACAUUCCAUUUUGUGGCCUGGGGGUAAAAGGACGAUAUAUAGCUGUGCCAUGGAAACUUUGUAGAGAUGAGACUGCUACUGUAUAUUCUAUUACUAAUGACACACAUUCACUUUGGGACUGGUCGCCAGACUCCAACAGGAACCCCGGAAAGGAAGGCGGCAGACAACUUGCAGCUAGAAUUUGGAAUCUUGGUGGCACCACGGUGUAUCAGACUGAGAUAUGGAAGCUGUUGGCUGCUUUCAGAACAGAUGGGUCCCUUUUACGGACUGGAGGAAAGACCAAAGGAGUACUAUCCUGGAGAGCGUAUUGGUGGAAUGAGACUUGGAGAUAUCCUCGGGCCUGCGUACCCUAUCCCUUUAUGAUCCUUGUUGGCUCUGUGACUCUUUCAAAAAAUGCUGGCCUAUAUCAUGUUCAUUGUUUUAAUUGUACCCUGACUAAUUGUAUAAGAGGUAUGGAAAAUAAUUCUGGGGCUCUGAUAGUUAAACAACCACCCUUUGUCAUGAUGCCUGUAAAUCUUACUGAGCCCUGGUAUGAAGAGUCAGGGCUUGAGCUGUGGAAUAAAGUGCGUACAGCCCUUGCUAGGCCACGAAGGGGGAUAGGAUUAAUAAUUCUAGGAGUAGUAACGCUUAUAACUUUAAUUGCUUCUGCUACUACUGCUUCUGUAUCCUUAGCUCAAUCUGUACAUACUGCUAAUAUUGUAGAUGAUUUAGCAAAGAACACUUCAAAAGCUUUAGGAAUUCAGGAAGAUAUAGAUAGAAAACUAGAAGAUAGGCUAAAUGCCCUCUAUGAUACCGUGAGAUUUUUGGGAGAAGAAAUAUUAGGCUUAAAACUGAGGGCAAAAAUCAGGUGUCAUGCUAACUAUCGUUGGAUUUGUGUAACUCCAAAAAUUUAUAAUAAUACUGAGACCCCUUGGAAUAAGAUAAAAUUACAUUUAGAUGGUAUUUGGCAUAAUGAAAACAUUUCCUUAGAUCUAUUACAACUUCAUCAGGAAAUUCUUGAUAUAGAAAAUGCUCCUCGGGCUAGUAUGGAUUUGGCAGAAAAUGCUGAAGAGUUUGUUAAAAGUUUGUUUUCCAAUUUUCCUUCAAUAACCUCACUUUGGCAUCUUUUUUCAGGGGUCGUGGCCAUGCUUCUGGUAUUAGCGCUUUUUGUGUGCAUUACUCCUUGUAUCAUAAAGAAAUUUGUCAAAGAGUUGUGGGACAUCAAGGCUGUCCUACACAGUAAUUAUUUACGCCAAAAGAAUCAGGCGUGCCAUUUUAUUUAAUAAAAGAGGGGGAGCUGCGGGGAGCGGCUUGAAAAAGCUGACUCUGGGAGCUGCCUUGAUUGAUCAUCAAGGGUCUGUUCGCAGACAUAGCUCUCUGUCCCGCCACCCCUCUGAAAUUUACUAUCCAAGUUAACUCCUAACAGACCAUUAGUGAGCCUUGAAUGUACACAAGGUGCAGAUAGAUGGCUUUGCACGACUGCCCUUAAGAUAAGUAGGAUGCCUUUGGCGCCAUGAGAGAGCUCUGGUUAUUGUUAUCUUAAAGAUGAUGUACAUGGGGAAGAAUUUUCUUUGUGAUGCCUCUCUUCUUGGUUUAGUAUAUAUGUAACCCUGAGAAAUAAAGAAUCAUCGUUG
Molecule: messenger RNA, 1868 nt
Organism: Dama dama (fallow deer)
Lineage: Eukaryota; Metazoa; Chordata; Mammalia; Artiodactyla; Cervidae
Product: endogenous retrovirus group K member 7 Env polyprotein-like
Exons: 2
Coding region: 615-1517 (300 amino acids)
Molecular function (GO): structural molecule activity
Source: RefSeq, a predicted model, not a curated record